ACUCUUUUGUGAUGUUUCACUAUUUAUAUUUAUAUAUAAGAAUAGUUUUAUGGUCUUGUUCUCCUCCUCAUAUGAAUAGUUUGAGUUUUCUCCACAUUAAUAACCUUGUUUUGUUUCUAGAUCUCUCUGGCCUUUUUCCUUGAAACUAUGGAGACAAGAAGGUCAGAGGGAAAAAGAAGUUUGAAGUACAAAGAGGAUCAUGAGGAAGAAGAAGAAGAGGAAGAGGAUACGGAUUUUGAAGAGGAAGAGGAUGGUAGAAGGAAGAGGGUAGUGACAGAUCUCUAUAGCAAGAGAAGUUCCAAAAAAGCUGGAAGCUCAAACAUUCCACCUUGUUGUCAAGUGGAGAAUUGUGAUGCUGAUCUUAGUGAAGCUAAGCAAUAUCACCGGAGACAUAAGGUUUGUGAGUAUCAUGCCAAAGCACCUGCCGUACACAUUGCAGGGUUGCAGCAAAGGUUUUGUCAGCAAUGUAGCAGAUUCCAUGGACUAUCUGAAUUUGAUGACGCAAAAAGAAGUUGCAGAAGGCGUUUGGCCGGGCAUAAUGAGAGGCGUCGCAAAAGUGCAAUUGACUAUCAAGGAGAAUGAUUUCAUGGUUGAAACAAAAUCUCAGGUUCAAGCCCUUCGUAUGUUGCUGGUCUCUAAGGAUAGACCAAUGCUCUCUAUCUUCUGUCAAUCUUUUAUCUAUGUAUGCAAUGAUUUCUGUUUGCUGCUAGUUACAUCUAUCUAUGUCAUGUAAUAUUUAAUUUUCUCACUUAGACUACUUAUCAUUAAAAUCAUGCAUGAACACAUGACAUUUGAAUUUUGAAA
Molecule: messenger RNA, 804 nt
Organism: Medicago truncatula (barrel medic)
Lineage: Eukaryota; Viridiplantae; Streptophyta; Magnoliopsida; Fabales; Fabaceae
Product: squamosa promoter-binding-like protein 3
Exons: 2
Coding region: 148-582 (144 amino acids)
Biological process (GO): flower development
Cellular component (GO): nucleus
Molecular function (GO): DNA-binding transcription factor activity; DNA binding
Source: RefSeq, a predicted model, not a curated record